Messenger RNA from Anoplophora glabripennis (Asian longhorned beetle), 2369 nucleotides. RefSeq names its product protein peste-like. Lineage: Eukaryota; Metazoa; Arthropoda; Insecta; Coleoptera; Cerambycidae. Gene Ontology annotation, cellular component: membrane; cytoplasm. Gene Ontology annotation, molecular function: scavenger receptor activity. Bases 117 to 1643 code for a protein of 508 amino acids. The record is from RefSeq and is a predicted model, not a curated record. The transcript is spliced from 7 exons.
CAUUCUUAACUCUGAUGUUUGUGCUCCUAAAAAUUUUAAUAUCGUAAGCCACUCAGUUUGAAAUCGAGAGUCGGACUGUUUCGUCAAAGGUUGUUUGGUUUUUGGCACCAGUUUUGAUGGCUUUUAAGGAAGACGAAAAAUCUAAGAUGCAUCCAAAAAAGGCUUACUUCAUAUUCAUGUACCUCUGCGGAACGUCCCUGUUCUUCAUAGUGGCUGGAAUAGUUUUACUGUGCAUGUGGGGAUCGUUAUACGAUUACAUCAUCAGGAGCAACCUAAUUUUAAAGCCCAAUUCGACGGCUUACAGCGUGUGGGUCAAAAAUCCCGUACCACUGUCCUUGAAACUGUUCGUUUUCAACUGGACCAAUCCGAAAGAUAUCUACGACAACAACACGAAGCCCAAAUUUCAGCAAUUGGGUCCUUAUUACUUUUCAGAGACUAAAGAGAAGUCUAGUGUGAUUUGGAACGACAACGGCACAGUUACUUACAAGAAUUUGAAGAAGUGGUACUUUGAAGCCAGUUUGAGCAAUGGAAGUUUAACUGACACUGUGACCUCCAUCGAUCCUGUGGCUUUGUCGGCUGUAUACACUACCAGAAGCUGGAAUUAUUUUGUGAAGAAAAGUUUGUCUGGCGUUCUGCUAAGCAUGAUAGAUUCGGUGUCGAUCAGCCAUACAGUUGGCCAAGUACUUUAUGAAGGUUAUGAUGAUCCGCUUUUGAAGACAGCCUCCACGAUCAGUUCCUUUCACGCUUCACUCCCGAAGAUGGAGAAGUUUGGGUGGUUUUAUGGUAGAAAUGGGUCGGAAGACUCUGAAGGCUCCUUCAACAUAGACACCGGAGUGUCUGGGCGAACAGGCCAACUGUACAACUGGAGAUACAGCAAUCACACGACAUACAAUCCAGGAUCGUGUGGGGCUUUAGAAAACACCUCGGGAGGGGACUUUUUCCCAACUGAUCUGAAGAAAGACAGCAUCAUCAAGUUCUUUUCGCCUGACAUGUGUAGAUAUGUCGAAUUGGAGUUCGAGAGGGAAGUUGUGAUACACGGGAUUGUUGGCUAUAAAUAUGCCGCUUUUGAUAAAUUUUUGGAUAAUGGCACCAAGGUACCAGAAAACCGUUGCUUUUGUGAUGGCGACUGUAUGCCAUAUGGCUUACUAAAUAUUUCCGCCUGCCGUUACGGAUCUCCUGCUUUUGUUUCACUUCCAAAUUUCUACAAAGCUGAUCCCUAUUACCUGCAAAACGUUGAGGGUUUAACCCCAGAGAAGGAAAAAAAUGAUUUCUUCAUGAUUUUUGAACCGAAAACUGGUAUCCCUCUACAAGUUGCUGCCAGGUUGCAGUUGAAUUUGCGACUUCAAUCAGUAAAAGGAUACAGUUUAUACCAGGGGGUGCCAACAGUUUACUUCCCGGUGCUCUGGUUCGAGCAGGUAGUCGCAAUUCCAGAAAAUAUGACCUUCACCAUAAAACUACUGCUCAACUUCAAAGUGAUAUGUUGGGCGAUAAGCAUAAUCUCGAUAAUCGUCGGUAUAUUGGUGCAGAUCUGCAUGUGCUACAAACUGUGUACCAUGAACCUCUUUGGAAGAAAGAAGUCGAAGAAAGCGAACUCCAAAAGUGCUGAGCCGGAAAUCGUUCCUCUCAAGGAAAAUUCCACGUAGUAGAGAACGUAACUAUUUAGAAAUGUAAAUAUAGACCGUAAUAAGCCAAUGUUUAAAACAUCUCUGGAACUCUUUUUUUAAUCUGUAAGCGCGUUUGUUUAAGCGUUUGUGCUCGACGGUAUGAUCUUGGAAAGGAAAAUGUGAUUAAUUGGUUUCCUUUUCACGUUAGGAAUUUUUUUUUGUAGUGAAUUUAUAAUAAAUACUCGUAUAUAAAUAUUCUUUUGAAUUUAAUAUUUUUAGUGAUCAUAAAAUGAUAAAUAUUUUUAUUUGAACAUACUUUUACUAUGGUGAAAAUUUGUUUUAAUAUUGUGCUUAAAGUACCCGUAAUUUACUCUAUUUUUUUUACUUAGUUUUAUUCCAGUAAAUAUUCGCCAAUGUUUUCUUUAUUAAGAAAAGUUUCUUUCUAACUUUCAUUUUAUGACAUCUGUUCACAUAAAAAGCAAAAUGAAAUACUUGUGUAGAACAUUACAUAGCUUCUAUACAUAUUUGUAUUAUAGUUUUAUUGUGUAUAUGUAUAUAGAGCACACAGUCAUAUCGCAAUUUAUUUUGAUAUUUCUAAAGUAUUAAAAUCUGCCCCAUCUUAGAUUUUGUUAAUUUUGUACCAGUAUGUACAUACAUAGUUCAUAUAUUACAUGGUCAAACGAAAUGAUUUCUAUUUUUUGUGAUAUAUAUUUUUAUAAUCAUCUUGGUAAAUGUUGUAGUCUAAAAUAAAACAGUAUUUUCUGA